UUGAAGCUCCAUUGUCCUUUAGCAAGUCCUGCCAAUUCUAACAUAAAUUCUUGCAGUGAGAUUGAAGACGAACUAAACACCUCGUUGACGAAGAGAAAAGUGGGCGUUAUCAAUGCUCAUGAGCUGGAACGGAUCAAGAUUAAGGAUGCAGUGCACGAGCUUGAUAAAUUGGACAGUGCGGACGUAUUCCCUCAUCUUGAUGACAGCCAAAGGCAAGCUGCUAUACAGGCGCUCACAAAUGAGCUGGCUAUAAUCCAAGGACCUCCGGGCACAGGUUCCGCUUGUGAUCUGCCGGCUGGAAAAACCUUCAUUGGUGUCGAAAUCGCUAGAAUAAUGCUGCACAAUCGGGAUCGUUGGGGAAUUACGGAGCCGAUGCUUGUUAUGGCCGCCAGAUUCAUGAAGAAGGAUGUGAUCACUGAUUGGUCUAUGGAUCUGAAUACGGAUAACAUUCUCAAAGAAGUUGAAACGACCCAAAGAAAUAAGAGAGAAGCCCGUGAAAAGCUAUCCGAUGCCGCUUGUGUGCUGUGCGUCUACAAGAGAGAUCUCAUCAGUUUCAAAGCUCUUGCUAAAGUCAUCCCAGAAAAGUUCAAAAAUGAACUCAAUGGAUGGAAAAUGUCGCAUCGCGAUUCGGUUGGAUGUGAGCUAGAUAACGAUGAAGCGCUGGCAUGUUGGCUGUUAGAUAAAGCAUACACAAAGGACGAAGGUGCUAUUGAUAUUACACUUAGUGAGGAUGACCUGUACUUACCGGAGGACUUGCCUACAGAUGACGAGGAGGAAGGAGCUCCAAUCGAGAAGCUGCUGGAAGAUGUCAACCGUCUUGCGCUGGAUGAAGAAGAACAGGAUGAGGCAGAUGACUUUUACCUAACAGAACGUGUCUGGGACAUUGUUCGGGACAGCCCAUCCAUGAGC
Messenger RNA from Cylicostephanus goldi, 909 nucleotides. Lineage: Eukaryota; Metazoa; Nematoda; Chromadorea; Rhabditida; Strongylidae. The record is from the annotation of a GenBank genome assembly.